AAGCAUUAUGGUACUUGGUCUUCCUUCAGAGGUAGCCAUUGUUUGGAGAAAAGAGCAACAAGAAAACAAAAGAGAUGUUGAAUGUGUUGAUGAGAGAAGAGGUACUAUUGGUAGUGCAGAACUGUUACCACAUAAUCUUGGUCGCAUUAUUGAGUAUAGGAGUAACAUAUUUGGCUUCAAAAGCUUGGAAGAGAGCUACAACCAACAAUAGAGAAGAGAUUCCUGGAAGGUUGGGACUGCCUUUUGUUGGGGAAACUUUUUCUUUUCUUUCGGCCACUAAUAGCACAAGGGGAUGCUAUGAUUUUGUCAGACUUAGGCGAUUGUGGAAUGGGAGAUGGUUCAAGACAAGGCUAUUUGGGAAGAUCCACAUAUUUGUUCCUAAUCCUGAAGGAGCAAGGACCAUAUUUGCUAAUGACUUUGUACUAUUCAACAAGGGUUAUGUGAAAUCAAUGGCAGAUGCCGUGGGAAAGAAAAGCUUGUUAUGUGUACCCGUUGAGAGUCACAAAAGAAUAAGGCGUCUUCUAUCAGAACCAUUUUCCAUGACUUCCCUAUCCGCAUUUGUCACCAAAUUUGACAAACUAUUGUGUGAAAGGCUACAAAAGCUAGAAGAAAGAGGGAAAAGUUUCAAAGUGUUGGACUUUUGUAUGAAGAUGACAUUCGAUGCAAUGUGUGAUAUGCUGAUGAGCAUCACGGAGGAUUCAUUACUCCAACAGAUAGAAGAAGACUGCAACGCCGUCUCUGACGCCAUGUUAUCCAUUCCCAUCAUGAUUCCUGGUACCAGAUACUAUAAAGGCAUCACGGCUCGUAAAAGGCUCAUGGAGACCUUCAGAGAGAUCAUUGGCAGACGUAGGAGGGGAGAAGAAACUCGAGAGGAUUUUCUUCAGUCAAUGUUGCAGAGAGACUCACUCCCACCCAGUGAAAAGCUUGAUGACUCGGAGAUAAUGGAUAACCUGCUGACAUUGAUAAUUGCUGGACAAACGACCACGGCAGCGGCAAUGAUGUGGAGUGUAAAGUUUCUACAUGACAACAGAGAAGCACAGGACAUACUCAGGGAAGAACAGUUAUCUAUAACCAAUAUUAAACCAGACGGAGCUUCACUUAGCCAUGAAGAUCUAAAUAACAUACGUUAUGGUUUGAAGGUAGUCAAGGAAACAUUGAGAAUGUCCAAUGUCCUGCUUUGGUUUCCUCGUGUCGCACUUCAAGACUGCACGAUCGAAGGUGAGUUACUCAACCUCCUUUUAAGAUAUCAAUACAAUUAUGCUCAUUAUGGUUUGCUUAAUUAUAGGAGAGCGUCAUUAGUUUUUCUGGCCUUCUAUGACUAUGUUACUAACCAUACAGGGUAUGACAUAAAGAAAGGUUGGCAUGUUAACAUCGAUGCAACUUACAUACAUCACGACUCUGAUUUGUACAAUGAUCCGUUGAAAUUCAACCCAAAAAGAUUUGAUGAACAUCAAAAGCCGUACAGUUUCAUACCUUUCGGAUCAGGGCCUAGGACAUGCCUUGGGAUCAAUAUGGCGAAAGUGACAAUGUUAGUCUUUUUACACAGGCUCGCCGGUGGUUAUACGUGGACCCUUGAUGAUUUAGACACUUGCUUAGAAAAGAAGGCACACAUACCUAGGCUAAGGAGCGGUUGCCCAAUAACUUUGAAGUCCUUGAGCAAAACCAUGCUAGAGGCAUAAUAGAAGGUCAUGGAGAUUUACAAGAAAAGGGAAGGCUUAAUAAGAACAAAGCAGCAGAGGGUCAUCUAUAUCUGCAGAGUUAACAUCGCAUGAAAGAAAUCCGUGGAAGAGUUAUAUAUGUGUAUCAAUCCAGUUACUACACUACUUCUAAGAAAUGGUACCGAAUCUAUGAUUUGCAUACUAUUAAUGAAUAGAGUUACGAAUUGAAUGUAAGAUUACCUGGUGGUAGAUGAUGAUGUUACUUUGGGAGAAAUCACAAGAAUAACCAGCUGCUUGUUGGAACAAUGCGUGCGAAGAAACCAACCGCUUUACCUCUAACAAGUUUCGUGUAUGGUUUUGUAUGAAACAACCACGGUAUAUAUAGGUGGAGGGUAGGUAGUUUCGUGUCUUUUUUAGUGGCCCACUACAAUAAUCCGCACAAUAGCUGAAAAGUGCUUAUGAAGCAACGAGAGACAAGUACACAACUGAUAACUAUUGGGAUAAACUGAUAUAAUCCGAGUAAUUUGACAUC
Molecule: messenger RNA, 2190 nt
Organism: Vigna unguiculata (cowpea)
Lineage: Eukaryota; Viridiplantae; Streptophyta; Magnoliopsida; Fabales; Fabaceae
Product: abscisic acid 8'-hydroxylase 3-like
Biological process (GO): sterol metabolic process; brassinosteroid biosynthetic process; brassinosteroid homeostasis
Molecular function (GO): monooxygenase activity; heme binding; oxidoreductase activity, acting on paired donors, with incorporation or reduction of molecular oxygen
Source: RefSeq, a predicted model, not a curated record